AUGCAUCUGUUGAGCUCUGGUCCAUUCUUCCCUCUUCCGCGUCCUCAACCCAAGACAACCCCUGAUUUCAUCAAGGCCGGAUUGGCUAGAUGUGAGGAAGUUCGAACCAUGCCUCCUGAUACCUCGAACUUUGCCAAAGACCGGACGAUGUCUGAUCGUUUCGAGGUCGGGACGAAAUCGGUCUUGCUCAGCAAUGGAACCCUGUGGACCGGCGCUCAGAACGGCGAAGAGGUCAUCUACGGAGGUUCUGUUCUCUUGAAGAAUGGGGUAAUCUUCAAGAUAGGGAAACAUAGCGAUGUCAUGGCAGAUGUGCAAGCCCUCCUUGAAAAAGAAGAGGUGGAAACCAUCGAUCUUGAAGGGAAAUGGGUCACUCCUGGAAUCGUCGAUACUCACUCCCAUGCCAUGGUCGAUGCAGCCCCUAGUCUCGCUUCUUCGGAAGACACCAACUCUCUUCGGGCCAACAUCCAGCCUUGGCUAGCCUCUUGGAACGGGUUCAACAUCCACGGCCUCGAGUUGCCCUUGAUCCGAGCUGGCGGUAUCUCUACCAUGUUGAUCCUGCCUGGCAGUGCGAACAACAUGGGUGGUCAGGCCUUCGUCGCCAAGUCUAGGAUCACUAGCGAGGAUACCCCCAGCAGCAUGAUCGUCGAAUCGCCAUUUGCCAUCGUGCAGGAUGGCAACUCGACGACCUACAAACGUACAGGUCACUAUCGUCAUAUGAAGAGUGCGAUGGGAGAAAACAUCCUUCGAGUCCACGGUAUGAAUCGUUUGGACCAGGCUGCUGAGUUCAGGAUGGCCUAUCUCGAGGGCCAAAGAUUGAAGGAAUCGCAGGACAAGUGGUGCGCUGCAGGCAAAGAGAAUACGGAGCCCUUCCCUGAAGACUACAAGUACGAAGUCUUGGCCGACGUUUUGAGGGGGAAGACGCUUGUCAACACCCAUUCGUACACUUCGGCCGACUUUGACGCUUUCGCUCGUCUGACCAACGAGUUCAAAUUCACCCCUGCUGCCAUGCAUCACGCUCACGAGUCCUACUUGUCCAACGGCUCAUUGAGCAAAGUGUACGGGGGCAAGCCCGCUCUAGCGUUAUUCAUCAACAACGCAAACUAUAAGCAGGAAUCCUACCUCGGUUCCCCUUAUGCGCCAUACAUCCUCGUCCAAAAUGGCUACGAAGUCAUGUUCAAGAGCGAUCACCCCGUCCUUGAUUCCCGAUACCUUCCGUACGAAGCCCAGCAGUCCGUAGCGUUCGGCCUGAACGCCUCGACCGCUCUCAAGGCGAUCACCGUCACGCCUGCCAACCGUCUAGGCCUCGGGCACCGGAUCGGUCAUCUACUCAAGGGUUACGAUGCCGACGUUGUCGUUUGGGACUCGAACCCUCUCGCUCUCGGUGCCACACCUGUCCAGACUUACAUCGAUGGGAUUGCUCAGAUUGAGACCUCGUUCACGAUCGUCAAGCCCGAGCACGCUCAGAAGAUGCCCAAGACUCGAGAUGUCAGCAAAGAAGCGGCCGAGACAAUGAAGUACCGUGGAGAUCCUCCUUUGGGAGCCAAGCAUAGCGCCAAGAACAUCGUUUUCCAAGGCGUCUCUGCAGUCUACCUCAAGCGAGGCGGAGAAUCGGUCCAGGAGAUCCGGUUGAUCCCCGAGAAUGAUGCUGUUCAGUUGGCAGCCUCUCGCGUGAUCGUGGAGGGUGGAGAGAUCACUUGUGCCGGUACCGAUUGCGUGACUCCCCUGUCGGGGGACUACGAGUCUGUCAAUCUGGACGGCGGUGUGAUCACCACCGGCUUGACCGCUUACGGAUCUUACAUGGGAUUAAUGGAGAUUCGACAAGAGAGAGUCACGACCGAUGGCAAGAUCCCGGACACCUUGUCCGAGGGAUCUAGCCUUCUCGAUGGCAUGGUUACUUUCGGCAAGGAUGGAGCCCUGUUCGGAGGUAAAGACCAGAAAAUCGCCUUUGCCAACGGAGUUACCAAGGGGGUCGUCCACCCGAUCGAAUCCGGCGUCUUCCAAGGCGUCUCGUAUUCCUAUGCGACGAACGGCAAGACCAGUCUAGAUGGUCUGGUUGACGAAGUAGCUGCCGUACACGUCGGGCUGGGUCAGAGCUCCAAAAUCUCGACCGCGACCCAUAUCGGAGUAUUGCGGGCAUUGCUCUCGGGCGAAUACCCUGAAAAAACCGAAUUGACGCGAUUGUUCAAAAAGGUCGCCAAGGGAGACUUGGUUCUCGUCGUCGAAGUCGACAAGGCGGACAUUAUGGCGAACCUCGUCAGGUUGAAGAGCGAGUUUUCGGGUUUGAGGAUGACCUUUGUUGGCGCUCACGAGGCAUGGCUUAUCGCGGACGAAAUUGCCAAAGCCGAGAUCGGAGUGAUCGUCUCGCCCGCCCGGUCCUACCCCGGAUCCUGGGAUUCUCGACGUAUCCUCCCGGGACUUCCGCUGAGCGCCGAAUCCCUCCCUGUUUAUCUGCACAAACGGGGAAUUGUCGUCGGGCUUGGUAUCACCGAAGAGUGGAUGGCGCGCAACGUUCGUCUCGAUGCCGCUUGGACUUACAUCAACGCCAACAUCUCGUUGUCCAAGGCGCAAGCGAUAGACAUGGUUUCCACCAACCUGGACAGAUUGUUGGGACUGAAGGGCAGCAAGGAGAACGCCGGUUGGGUUGCGUGGGAGGGCGAAUUUUUCGGCAUGUCCGGCGCUGUGAAAGCGGUCCGAGGCGAGGGCCAGGAGACUGUCGCUUUGUUCUGA
Filobasidium floriforme is the source of this 2727-nucleotide messenger RNA. RefSeq lists its product as uncharacterized. The coding region runs from base 1 to 2727 and encodes 908 amino acids. The record is from RefSeq and is a predicted model, not a curated record. Gene Ontology annotation, molecular function: allantoinase activity. Lineage: Eukaryota; Fungi; Basidiomycota; Tremellomycetes; Filobasidiales; Filobasidiaceae. Gene Ontology annotation, cellular component: cytoplasm. The transcript has 3 exons. Gene Ontology annotation, biological process: purine nucleobase catabolic process.